Benincasa hispida (wax gourd) is the source of this 1089-nucleotide messenger RNA. Its product is annotated as C2H2-type zinc finger family protein. The record is from RefSeq and is a predicted model, not a curated record. NCBI's taxonomy places the organism in Eukaryota, Viridiplantae, Streptophyta, Magnoliopsida, Cucurbitales, Cucurbitaceae.
AUGAAUUAUGAUUAUUACAUGCAAAGGGAUAGAUCUUCACAAAGAUUCUGCCUUUGUCUCUCAAGUAUUUGGAGAUCCCCACCAUUCAUAGUGGCUAUACUUGGAGAUGAAUUUAAGUUGUUGAGCAAGUAUGAAUGUAUUGAUUCGAUGAGUCCUAAUUAUUUUAGUGAAUUACCAAAUUGUGAGCUUCUUGGUCAAUGCCACAGCUUCAUAAAUUUCUCUUCUUCCUCUUCUUCCAAUGGUCGAGACGGUGGUCGUAGCAAUGACGACAACGACGAUGACGACGAAGAUGUGGCGAAUUGCCUCAUCCUUCUUGCUCAAGGCUUACCAGCUAAUUCUCAACCCUCUUCUUCCUUGGGAAAAUUCUUCAGAGACCCAGAAGGGCAAAAUGGUGCCAGCAAGGCAGCGGAUUGUUGUGCAUACGAGUGCAAAACCUGCCACCGAACAUUCCCAUCAUUUCAAGCCUUAGGUGGCCAUCGGUCCAGCCACAAGAACGCCGCCAUGGCCGCCGCCGACAACCAUAAACCGAUCUCCGGCACAGCGUCGACCUAUAAACAGCAGCAACAACGAUUGAACAACAACGAUUCGAACCGAUUCGAUCAGCUUCGUAUGAGCCGAAGCGAUUAUUACAACAAGCUCAAAUUGGUGAAUCAUAGAAUCAAGGUCCACGAGUGCUCCGUUUGUGGGGCGGAGUUCAUUUCCGGCCAAGCCCUCGGCGGCCACAUGAGACGCCACCGCCGUGGCUGCGGCGGAGCUUCGAGAGAUUCCAGUGAAAUUGAGCGUCGUUGUCCUAAAAAGCAGAGAAGUAAUUUGUUGCGUUUGGAUUUGGAUCUCAACUUUCCGGCACCUGAAGAUGAUAAAAGAGAUAAAUCGGGUGUUGUUGCAAUGGCUGCCACCAAUUUGGUGGACUGCCAUUACUGAGAACUUUGAGCUUUUUGGAGAAAAAUUUGGGUUCUCCAUUCUAUCAAUCCAAAUAUAGUUCAAUAAAAUAUUGUCAUGUGAUAUUUUUAUUUAUUUAAAAUAAUAUUAUUUUUUUGAAAAAUAUAUGUAUUUUUUUAAUUUCUUGUUUGUAGGAUAGAGAUAUGGAGA